This is a messenger RNA of Anneissia japonica, 2015 nucleotides long. Its product is annotated as enterin neuropeptides-like. The record is from RefSeq and is a predicted model, not a curated record. The transcript has 4 exons. Bases 233 to 1249 code for a protein of 338 amino acids. NCBI's taxonomy places the organism in Eukaryota, Metazoa, Echinodermata, Crinoidea, Comatulida, Comatulidae.
UGCACAUUGCGUUAGAACGUCAGUAUACGUACAGUUCAAACACACAGCUACUACAGUGAUUCAACAGUCAUGCCUAGAUCUAUGUCUAAUUUGGUAUGGUUGUCCAUGGUUCUUUGUCUGACCAUAGCUUUGGCAGACACUUCGUUCAAACAUUCUAAACGAAGUUGGACUGCUGAAGAUUUGACUAAACCAAGUUUUAAGAGGCCAAUUGGAUUCUCAUCAAAGAAGGCUAAUGCCACUUCUCCAAACUGGAAAGAUGCAUUGCCAGUGUUACACGGAGGUUUUCCCUUUGGCAAGAGGGUCAUUGCGGAUGAAUUUAACGAUUUUCAAGAUAAUAAUGAGAAGGAACUUCGUUAUUCUACACAUAACAUCAAAAAGAAAUCCUAGUCUAACUAGUUUUAUGAUGGGCAAAAGAGAUCCACGGUUUUCUGAUUUUAUGAUGGGCAAACGGGAUCCACGUUUUUCUGAUUUUAUGAUGGGCAAACGAGAUCCACGUUUUUCUGAUUUCAUAAUGGGCAAACGGGAUCCCCGCUUUUCUGAUUUUAUGAUGGGCAAACGGGAUCCACGCUUUUCUGAUUUUAUGAUGGGCAAACGGGAUUCACGCUUGAGUGAUUUUAUGCUUGGUAAAAGAGAUCCGCGCUUCAGUGAUUUCAUCAUGGGCAAACGAGAUCCACGCUUGAGUGAAUUUAUGUUGGGCAAACGGGACGCACGUAUAACUGACUUUAUGUUAGGCAAACGAGAUGCGCGUUUAAGUGAUUUUAUGAUGGGCAGGCGAGAAUUAGGGUUUGAUGAAGAUGAGAAUGGAAGGCAAACUGGACACAAUUAUUUUCAGAACGAAGUAGACCACCAGUCUGAUCGUUAUGUUCUGCAUGGUGGAGAUCUAGAGACGAUAGAAGGAAGCAGAGGUAAUGUGGUUUAUGAUGACACUGAUAUUCCUAAUCAAGCUGAAGCUGCAGAGUUCCAAGAACUUGAAUCUAGUUCAAGUCUAAAGCGUGGUAGCGGCAAAGGCAAGCUCCAUCGUCCACAGUUUACAGGAACAGGUAAAACGCCCUCUCAGCUUUGGAGUAACCUGGGGUCUGGAAAAAGAUCAUCCUCGGUAGAUUAUGAAGAUGAAGACGAGAAUGUAAUAACUGAAAUCAAACGUUCUGCAGACCCAAAUCCGAAGACAUCAGUGCGAAGGUUCCCCCCUGCAGCUCUUCAUAAAGGGUUGUAUUUCGGCAAAAGAGCAGCAAACUGGGCAGAUAUCUAACAGCAAAAUUCCAAUGAAUUUUUAUUCCCAGCCAGUUGUUUUACAUCGUUUUCUCAAUUAGACGACAAACGUGCCUUGCUAGCAUAAUUCUAGAUCACUAAAAAUUGGGCUAAAAUAACACCAGCGCCUAAGCCAAGAUUAGGGCUACAGAUGCUUUAAUGAUUAUAAACCAGAAUUUUAGUAGAUAAGAAUUUAACUUUUUGAAUUAGGCCUAUCUGUAAUACAUCUUUAAAGUUAUGAUUGCCUCCACUGUUAUUAUACCACCAACUGGCAAAUAACUUAAAUUCAAUAUAAUAUUUAUUUAGCAAAUUAAAACCUAUAGGCCUAUCGUAAUUAAUUUCAUCAUAAUUAAUUUUGAGUAAUGCACAGUUUUUUUUAAGAACAAAUAUUAUCUAUUAAUAUCGUUAUUUAUUAUAGUUCCAGUUGUUCAGAGGUCUGCAGUACAAUAUUUUCCUCGAUUAUCAGAAACUGGAUUAGAUAAACAUAAGCCUGAGGGUAAAACUGAAUAUGUUUGCUACAAUAUGAAUAUAAGUGUCAGAAAAGAACAGAAUAAAUACCAAUAACGGAUACUAAUCUAAAAAAAACGGAGAACAAAUUUACUCUCUGUCAUUGGAGAAAGCUAAAUUUCAUUGAGAUGUGUAAAGUUGAAUUGUAGUUUGCAGUCUGGAUUUAGCGUCUGUUCCGUCCAGAGAAAAACUUCAAUAGGCAUAAUUCUUGAAUAAUUCAUCUUAAAAUUAUGCCAUAAUAAUCAUGUAAAAUAAUAAAA